This is a messenger RNA of Rosa rugosa (rugosa rose), 2855 nucleotides long. RefSeq names its product probable LRR receptor-like serine/threonine-protein kinase At3g47570. The transcript is spliced from 5 exons. Gene Ontology annotation, molecular function: receptor serine/threonine kinase binding; protein kinase activity; ATP binding. Gene Ontology annotation, biological process: protein phosphorylation. Lineage: Eukaryota; Viridiplantae; Streptophyta; Magnoliopsida; Rosales; Rosaceae. The record is from RefSeq and is a predicted model, not a curated record. The coding region runs from base 1 to 2820 and encodes 939 amino acids.
AUGUGCGGUAAAAUCCCUAGAGAAAUUAGCAACCUAACAACAUUGAAGGCGAUCAACCUUGAUCACAAUAAUUUUAAAGAAAUUCCAAAUGAGAUCGGCACCUUGAAUCAGCUAGAAAAGUUGUUUGUGCAAAAAAAUGCCUUAAAAGGGCCUAUUCCUAUGGGUGUCUUCAAUAUGUCAUCUUUGACUAGAGUAACUUUCUAUGGAAAUAAGUUGAAUGGUAGAAUUCCCGACAAUAUAUGUCAACAUCUUCCAAAUAUCCAAGAGUUGAAUUUGGGUAUCAAUCAGUUUGAUGGUCCACUUCCAUCUAAGUUAUGGCAAUGCAAACAACUUCUUAAUUUGACAUUGGGGGAUAACGGGUUUAGUGGAAGCAUACCCAAAGAUAUUGGGAACUUAACUCGGAUAAAGAGGAUUGGGCUUGGCACCAACAGCUUGAUAGGUACUAUACCAUAUGAGAUUGGUUAUCUUCCAAACUUAGAAGAAUUGGUGCUUCGUGAUAAUAAUCUAAAUGGCCAUAUCCCACCCUCAAUCUUCAAUAUGUCCAGAAUAACCACCGUAAAUCUAGGCUAUAAUAAGCUUUCAGGUAGCCUGCCAGCAAACAUAGGUCUUGGGCUUCCAAACCUUCAAGUGUUUCCAGUAGGAGCGAAUCACCUCAGUGGAGUAAUCCCCAAAUCCAUCUCCAAUGCUUCUGAGCUUCAGAUUCUAGACCUGGGCCGCAACUCUUUUUCUGGAUUUAUUCCAAACACUAUGUGCCACUUGAGAAACCUUGAAUGGGUUAGCUUCUUCAACAAUAAUUUGACCAUUGAUGCCUCCACUCCAGAAGUUAAUAUUUUGUCUUGUUUGGCAAAUCUUAGAAACUUAAGGACUUUAUCCUUCGAAAGCAAUCCAUUUGAUGCCAAGCUUUCAAUUUCCUUCAGCAAUUUCUCUGCAUCACUUCAAAAUAUUUAUUUAGGAAAUUGCAGCUUCAGAGGUAACAUCCCCAAAGAUAUAGGCAACUUGAGUAGCUCGAUGCUUUUAGCCCUCGAAGACAAUCAAUUGAGCGGACCAAUCCCAAGCUCAAUGGGAAGACUACUGAAUCUUCAAGGUUUGUAUAUGUAUAAUAACACAUUGCAAGGAUACAUUCCGGAUGAACUUUGUCAACUAGAAAACUUAGUUGAUUUGUAUUUGGAUGGGAAUCAACUCUCUGGUUCUGUACCUUCCUGCUUGGGUAAUCUAUCAGCAUCUCUACGAAGUCUGUUCUUGGCGUCCAAUUUGUUGAAUUCCACAAUCCCGUCUUCCUUGUGGGGACUUACAUAUAUCUUGAAAAUAAACUUGUCAUCUAAUUCUCUAAUUGGACCUCUAUCAGGUGGUGUUGGUAAAUUGAAAGUUGCCAAAUACAUUGAUGUAUCAUACAACCAAUUAUCUGGUAGUAUACCAGGUAGUGUUGGGAGUUUAUCGAAUUUGGUCAAUCUCUCCUUAGCACAUAAUAAUCUAGAAGGCCCUAUUCCUAGUUCCUUUGAAACCUGUGUAAGCUUAGAAAGAUUGGAUUUAUCUCAGAACAGUCUCUCUGGAGUGAUUCCAAAGUCUCUAGAAGCACUCUCAUAUCUCAAAUAUCUAAAUUUGUCUUUCAAUAUACUCCAAGGAGAAAUUCCAACAGGCGGUGCUUUCAAAAACUUCUCUGCUGAGUCAUUUGAUUCAAACCAUGAACUCUGUGGUGCAUCCCAAUUUCAAGUUCCACCAUGCAAAAGAAAAACUAGCAUAUCUAUCUUGAAGUAUGUUGUUCCGGGGAUCUUAUCAGCAAUGCUUCUAGCGGCAUCCAUAUUUUGGAUGUUGAUGUUACGCAGGAAAAAGAACGUGAAAGCUGCAGCACAUACUAUCUUGACACCUCAAGUUUUCUGGAGAAGAGUUUCAUACCUAGAGCUCCUAAGUGCGACAAAUGGAUUCAAUGAAAGCAACUUACUUGGUACUGGGGGUUUUGGCUCAGUAUAUAAAGGAACAUUGUCAGAUGGGAUAGAUGUUGCGAUAAAGGUUUUCAAUUUGGAAUUGGAAGGCGCAUUUUCAAGUUUUGAGGUUGAAUGUGAAAUGCUAAGUAAUGUUCGUCACCGAAAUCUUGUCAAAGUCAUCAGUUGUUGCAGUCAAAUUGAUUUCAAAGGUCUUGUACUGAAUUACAUGCCUAAUGGGAGUCUUGAGAAGUGGUUGUAUUCUCAGAAUUCUUCUUUGAACAUAAUGCAGAGGUUGGAUAUAAUGAUAGAUGUUGCAUCUGCACUGGAGUACCUUCAUCAUGGUUAUGAAGUACCUGUUGUCCAUUGUGAUUUGAAGCCAAGCAACAUCCUACUAGAUGAUGAUAUGGUUGCACAUGUUGCUGAUUUCGGUAUUGCGAAACUCUUGGGUGGAGGAGAUUCUAUGACUCAAACCAUGACCUUAGCCACAAUUGGGUAUAUGGCUCCAGAGUAUGGAAUGCAAGGAAUAGUGACCAGAAGAGGGGAUGUGUAUAGUUUUGGUAUUGUAGUGAUGGAAACAUUCUCAAGAAGGAAGCCAACUGAUGAGAUCUUCGUUGGGGAAAUGAGACUAAAUCAAUGGGUUGCAAAUUUCCUUGUUGCAGAUGCGAUAAUUGAAGUUGUGGAUGCUACCUUACUUGGAACCGAGGAGGAUCAUGACUUCGUGUGCAAGAGGGAGUGCUUAUCAUCUAUUAUGAGAUUAGCUAUUGCUUGUUCAGCAGAAUCACCGGAAGAGAGAAUAAACAUGCAAGAGGCUGUAGCCAUGCUUAAAGCAAUCAAGAUCAAGUUUUCAGAGGACUCUGCUGCAACAGGUGUGGUGAUGCACCGUCGUCCUGUUUCGUAACCCCUUAAUUAAUGUGUCGUUAUAUCUUGACAUGG